AGUAGUGAUUCCGAUUAUGGUUAUUCUCUGUUGCUAUUACCAUUUACCGCUGACCAAAUGGAAACAACUUUCAUUGUAUAUCCGCUAGCUUGAAAGUUGAAACCUGCAGGCCAGGCUGCAGCCAUGGAUCAUCUUCCCAAUACAGCCACCAUCAACAACAACACAUCCUACUCCCGCGGCUACCUAAGCACCGCCGGAACCGACAUCAGCAGCUUCGGCUCCGCCAUCGGAGUAUCCAUCGGAAUCCUCUUCUUCAUCACAACCAUCACCUUAGCAUCAUACUUCUGCACCAGAAACCAGACAUCAUCAUCCUCCUCCUCGUCAAACCAAAGACCGCAGCCCAGAGAUCCUCAAAACUCAAGCGCGACCGAGACGGGGCUGGACGAGGAAACGCUGCUAAGCUAUCCCAAGUUGGUGUUCUCCCAGGCGGCUAAAGUGAGCCGCAAGGAUUCCACGGCGGCGACUUGCUGCUCGAUUUGCUUGGCCGACUACAAAAGCUCCGACACGCUAAGGUUGUUGCCGGAGUGCGGUCAUCUUUUCCACCUUAAAUGCGUCGACCCUUGGUUGAGGCUGCACCCCACUUGUCCGGUGUGCCGGACGUCGCCGUUGCCGACGCCGCAGUCCACUCCGCUGGCCGAUGCGGUUCCCCUCGCUAGCUUGCGCGUUCGAUGAAAUGAACGCAUUAUUAUUUCUUGUUUAAUUUGGUUUAAUCAUCUAUCUCGUGUACACUGGACUAUUCUUAAAUGAAAUAAAUCAAUUAAUU
Messenger RNA from Ipomoea nil (Japanese morning glory), 763 nucleotides. RefSeq names its product RING-H2 finger protein ATL70-like. The transcript has a single exon. Bases 124 to 672 code for a protein of 182 amino acids. The record is from RefSeq and is a predicted model, not a curated record. NCBI's taxonomy places the organism in Eukaryota, Viridiplantae, Streptophyta, Magnoliopsida, Solanales, Convolvulaceae.